This is a messenger RNA of Ochotona princeps (American pika), 5870 nucleotides long. It is a transcript of the gene PATJ, whose product is annotated as PATJ crumbs cell polarity complex component. The coding region runs from base 147 to 5792 and encodes 1881 amino acids. The record is from RefSeq and is a predicted model, not a curated record. Gene Ontology annotation, molecular function: protein binding. The transcript is spliced from 44 exons. NCBI's taxonomy places the organism in Eukaryota, Metazoa, Chordata, Mammalia, Lagomorpha, Ochotonidae.
GGCCUCCAGGUGAGGCGCGGCCGCCUUGGGCCUCUCACUUCCGCCCAGGUGAGGGAGGGCCGACGGCGAGCCCUCCCGACCCAGGCUGCCACCCGCGCCUCCUCCGGACCAGGUGAUUUACAAGUGAUUGCAGAGUAUAAUUCAAAAUGCCUGAAAAUCCUGCUACAGAUAAACUGCAGGUCCUGCAGGUGCUCGAGCGCCUAAAGAUGAAGUUACAGGAGAAGGGUGACACUUCUCAGAAUGAGAAGCUAUCUAUGUUUUGUGAGACACUGAGGAGUCCUCUCUUCAACCAGAUCCUCACCCUUCAGCAGUCCAUCAAGCAGCUGAAGGGACAGCUCAGCCACAUACCCUCGGAUUGUUCAGCCAAUUUCGAUUUUUCAAGGAAAGGCUUGUUAGUGUUUACAGAUGGCUCCAUUGCUAAUGGGAGUGCUCAUAGGGCCCCUAAUAACUUGACUGUUUCUGGAUUAUUUCCUUGGAGUCCAAAUUUGGGAAAUGAAGACUUUAACUCGAUCAUUCAACAGAUGGCUCAGGGCCGGCAGAUCGAAUAUAUUGAUAUAGAGCGGCCGUCAACUGGAGGCCUUGGAUUCAGUGUGGUGGCACUUAGAAGUCACAACAUGGGACAAGUGGAUAUCUUUGUGAAGGAAGUGCAGCCGGGGAGUAUAGCGGACAGAGAUCAAAGAUUAAAGGAAAAUGAUCAGAUAUUGGCCAUUAAUCGCACACCCCUGGAUCAGAACAUUUCCCACCAGCAAGCGAUUGCACUAUUACAGCAGACCACUGGAUCUUUGCGAUUGGUUGUGGCCAGAGAGCCACUCCACUCAAGAAACAGUACUUCUAGCUUGACAGACACUACCCUGCCUGAAACCGUUUGUUGGGGCCAUACUGAAGAUGUUGAACUUGUUAAUGAUGGUUCUGGACUAGGCUUUGGAAUAGUCGGAGGAAAAUCAAGUGGCGUGGUUGUGAGGACUAUAGUUCCAGGAGGGUUGGCAGAUCGAGAUGGAAGACUCCAGACAGGAGAUUAUAUCUUGAAGAUUGGUGGCACAAAUGUGCAGGGGAUGACGAGUGAGCAGGUUGCACAAGUUCUGAGGAACUGUGGAAACUCGGUCAGGAUGCUCGUGGCUAGAAACCCCAUUGGCGAAAUUUUGGUGACUCCUCCUACUCCUACGGCUCUGCCUGUUGCCCUGCCAGCUGGAGCCAACAGGAGCUCUGGUUCUGACAGUUCUCUUUUUGAAACAUAUGAUGUUGAGCUCGUUAAAAAAGAUGGACAGAGUCUUGGAAUUAGAAUUGUUGGCUAUGUUGGUACAUCACAUUCAGGAGAAGCUUCUGGGAUCUAUGUGAAAAGUAUAAUACCUGGCAGCGCUGCGGACCACAAUGGCCACAUUCAAGUGAAUGACAAGAUAAUUGCCGUUAAUGGUGUAAAUAUUCAGGGUUUUGCCAACCAGGAUGUUGUUGAAGUGUUACGACGUGCUGGGCAGGUGGUACACUUAACAUUAGCUCGAAGAAAGACCUCCUCAUCUACUUACCCACUUGAACUACCUUCAGACAGAGGAAAUGUUGUAGAAUCACCAAAAUCACCAACUGUCUUUCUAACUGGAGCAGUUGAAACAGAAACUAAUUUGGAUGAUGAAGAUGAGGAAGCUGAAGAAAGAAUAAAUAAUUUAAAAAAGGACAACCUGCAAGCUUCCGAAAAACCAGAAAGAGCCCUGGACUCUCCAGAAAAUAAGUUGAAAUCCAGAUGGGAAAGCCUCCUGGGCCCUGAUUACGAAGUAAUGGUGGUGACUUUGAACACACAGAUUGCAGAUGAUGCUGAGUUACAAAAGUAUUCUAAGCUUCUGCCUAUUCACACUCUGAGGCUUGGCGUGGAAGUGGAUUCCUUCGAUGGGCACCAUUACAUCUCUUCAAUUGUUCCUGGCGGUCCUGUAGAUACCCUGAGUCUCCUACAGCCAGAGGAUGAGCUGCUUGAGGUCAACGGCGUGCAGCUCUAUGGAAAAUCUCGCCGAGAGGCUGUUUCCUUUCUUAAAGAAGUGCCACCUCCUUUUACCUUGGUUUGCUGUCGGCGAUUGUUUGACGACGAGGCCUCAGUGGAUGAGCCAAGGACCAGUGUACCCUGCCCUUCUGAGAAGGAGGUUGACCACAAUACUGAUGUCAGUGUUGAAGAUGAUGAUGAUGGUGAAUUAGCACUAUGGUCUACUGAAGUCAAGAUUGUGGAGCUGUUGAAAGAUCACAAAGGUUUGGGAUUCAGCAUUUUGGAUUACCAGGACCCUUUAGACCCAACAGGAUCGGUGAUUGUGAUCCGCUCUCUGGUGGCAGACGGUGUAGCAGAAAGGAGUGGAGAACUAUUACCCGGAGACCGCUUGGUUUCAGUCAAUGAAUACUGUCUGGAUAACACCACACUGGCCGAAGCUGUGGAAGUAUUGAAAGCUAUACCGCCAGGCACUGUACGCCUUGGCAUCUGUAAGCCUUUGGUGGAAGAUGGUAAAGAAGAAAAUUGUCAUAUUUUACAUUCAAGCAAUAAUGAAGAUGAGACUGAACCUCCAGAAACAAUUCAUGAUAUAAAUUCUUCUUUAAUACUGGAAGCCCCCAAGGAAUUUAGAGAUGAGCCAUAUUAUAAAGAAGAAUUCGUGGAUGAACCAUUUAUAGAUUUGGGAAACACUUUCCAGUCCCAACCAAAAGAGACAGAGCACAGCGAAGAGGCCUGGGAAAUGCACGAAUUUCUGACUCCUCAGUUGCAGGAUGUUGGUGAGGAAAGAGAAAUGCUUGUAGAUGAAGAAUAUGAGCUGUAUCAAGAUCGCCUUCAGUCCAUGGAGUUGUAUUCCUCAUCACGUCUUGAAGAAGCGAAUCCUGUGCCCUCUGUGAAUGAGCUCCACUUUGAUACACACUUUGGUACACAGUGGCACUGCAGUGAACUGCCUGAGUCUCAAAAAGCAGGAUUGGCCAGGAAUAUGUAUUCCCAGGAGACACAGCCAUAUGACUGUGACACUGAAAACAUGAUGAAAGAAAAUUUUGGCCUUGAUUCCCCAACAUCUUCAUCACCAACUAAAGGAAACGAUCAAGAAGGUAGAUUUGAUGACAUAGAAGAUCUCAACUCCUUGGCAAAAAGCAGUCUGAAUUUAGAGAUGGUGCUUCCAGAUGAUGUGCAGGAUCCUGGCAUGCUCGCUGACCUUCCUGCUGCGGCUCAGAGAAGGGAAGAAGAUGUGCCUUUAUACCAGCUCCCCAGGACUCGAAUCAUGUCAAAGGCCUCUGCACACACAGCAAUGUUGUCUUCUAGAUAUGCCACUGAUGCCUGUGAGUUACCUGAGCGAGAAGAAGGUGAAGGAGAAGAAACCCCGACCUUCAGCCAUUGGGGUCCACCAAGAAUUGUUGAGAUUUUUAGAGAACCCAACGUGUCUCUUGGAAUCAGUAUUGUUGGGGGUCAGACUGUUAUAAAACGCCUGAAGAAUGGAGAGGAACUUAAAGGGAUAUUCAUCAAACAAGUUUUAGAAGACAGCCCAGCAGGAAAAACUAAUGCACUGAAAACUGGAGACAAAAUACUGGAGGUGUCGGGAGUAGAUUUGCAGAACGCCUCACAUGCAGAAGCAGUGGAGGCAAUAAAGAAUGCAGGAAACCCUGUGGUGUUCGUUGUACAGAGCUUGUCAUCCACACCAAGAGUCAUUCCUAAUGUGCAAAACAAAAUCUCGAAAAUCACCAAUGACCAACACCAAGAUAUACAAGAAAGAAAAGAAAAGAGGCGAGGAACUGCCCCACCUCCAAUGAAACUGCCUCCUCCUUAUAAAGUUCCAGUGGAAGACAACGAUGAGGAGAGCGAAAAGGAGCAUGCAUUUACUGACAAAAAAAUCAGGCAAAGAUAUGCCGACCUUCCUGGAGAGCUACAUAUUAUUGAACUUGAAAAGGAUAAGAAUGGACUGGGACUCAGCCUUGCUGGUAAUAAGGACAGAUCACGCAUGAGCAUAUUCGUGGUUGGGAUUAACCCAGAAGGACCUGCUGCAGUGGAUGGACGAAUGCGCAUUGGAGAUGAGCUGUUAGAGAUAAACAAUCAGAUCCUCUAUGGACGAAGUCACCAAAAUGCCUCUGCCAUUAUCAAGACAGCUACAUCAAAAGUCAAGCUGGUUUUCAUCAGAAAUGAAGAUGCAGUAAAUCAAAUGGCUGUUGCUCCAUUUCCAGUUCCGUCAAGUUCCUCAUCAUAUACUGAGGAUCAGAGCGGUCCAGAACCUGUGAGUGAUGAAGAAGACGAUGGUCUCGAAGUUGAUGUUAAACCGUUGCCUACAAGUGAAAGCCCAAACCUGGUUGUUAGCCCAAUGAAACAACAAAAACGUUCAACGAAAGUCUCCUUUGGUUUGCGGGAGGUAUCAUUAGCACCGACUCCUUCGUCCCAGGCAGCAGAGGCCGACUUCACGGGCUGCGGUGGCUUCCAGACACCUCUGUCAGUGGACCCUGCAACAUGUCCCAUUGUCCCUGGCCAGGAAAUGAUUAUAGAAAUCUCCAAGGGACGUUCAGGACUUGGCCUCAGCAUCGUCGGAGGAAAAGACACACCUUUGGAUGCAAUAGUUAUACAUGAAGUCUAUGAAGAAGGAGCAGCAGCCAGAGAUGGGAGGCUUUGGGCUGGCGACCAGAUACUGGAGGUUAACGGCGUGGACCUGCGGAACUCCAGCCAUGAAGAAGCCAUCACAGCUCUGAGGCAGACGCCGCAGAAGGUGCGCCUGGUGGUGUACAGAGAUGAGGCCCACUACAGGGAUGAGGGAAACCUGGACAUCUUCCCGGUGGAUCUGCAGAAGAAGGCAGGCCGUGGCCUGGGCCUGAGCAUCGUGGGCAAACGAAGCGGGAGUGGAGUGUUUAUUUCUGACAUCGUGAAAGGAGGAGCUGCAGACCUGGACGGGAGAUUGAUUCGGGGAGAUCAGAUCUUAUCUGUGAAUGGGGAUGACAUGAGGAACGCCUCGCAGGAGACGGCGGCCACCGUCCUCAAGUGCGCACAGGGACUUGUGCAGCUAGAGAUCGGAAGACUCCGAGCUGGGUCCUGGGCCUCCUCAAGGAAGACCUCGCACAACAGUCAGGGUGAGCACAGCGGCAGCCGGCCUUCGCUGGCACCUGUCAUCAGCGGCCUGCAAAACCUGGUCAGCACAAAACGGUCUUCAGAAGCAUCCCAGAAAAGCGCAGGCACAGAUAUGGGACCAAGGACUGUUGAGAUCAUCAGAGAGCUCAGUGAUGCCCUUGGAAUCAGCAUUGCUGGAGGAAAAGGAAGUCCCUUAGGAGAUAUCCCGAUAUUUAUUGCCAUGAUUCAGGCCAAUGGAGUGGCCGCUCGGACACAGAAGCUUAAAGUUGGAGAUCGGAUUGUCAGCAUUAAUGGGCAACCUCUGGAUGGGCUGUCUCACGCAGAUGUGGUUAAUCUGCUGAAGAACGCCUACGGACGCAUUAUCCUGCAGGUUGUGGCAGACACCAACAUCAGUGCCAUAGCUACUAAGCUUGAGAACAUGUCUACAAGCCACCACCUUAGCUCGCCCGUGGCCGAGCACCAUCCAGAGGGCUCAGAAACACCUCCACCUAAGAUUAUUACUUUGGAGAAAGGCUCUGAAGGAUUGGGGUUUAGUAUUGUAGGGGGUUAUGGAAGUCCCCAUGGAGACCUGCCAAUUUAUGUCAAGACUAUAUUUGCAAAGGGAGCAGCUGCAGAUGACGGCCGAUUAAAGCGAGGUGAUCAGAUUUUAGCUGUUAAUGGCGAGACUCUGGAAGGUGUUACUCAUGAGCAAGCUGUCGCCAUCCUAAAACACCAGAGAGGGGCUGUAACCUUGACUGUGCUGUCGUGAGCUUCAAACCCUCAUCACAGGAUAGCUGUCUAGAACAUUCAUUGGUCUGCUGUUUCCUUUUGGAAGAAAGAGAGAAAA